AUAGUUGACUUGAGCUGACUGGAGGAAGACUUUUCCAACCUCAUCCAUCGCCUCGUCUUCGUCUUCGUCUUCGUAGUCCCUCCAUCGCUCCUAUUAACAUCCAUAUCCAAUCCACAUACCCCUCCGCAAACCAAAUCCAUCCAAUCUAACAACUUUGACUGGCAAAUAGCCAUGCUCUCCCAAGCUCUUCUCCUCACCAUUCCCCUCUUCCUCAUCCUCCCCGCAACUCCGACCGUGGCCGACAAUUCUACUACUUACACCGCCGUCGAUUUCAUCCUCCUCAACUGCGGCGAGUCAUCUAACCUGAAGGACCUCAGCAACCGCCCCUGGGACGCCGACGUUGGUUCGAGGUACGCGCCACCCACCUCCGCCAGCGAAGACGGCAAAGCUGUCAGUCCGCCGUCGGAGGAUUUUGAUCCGGUCCCGUACGGAACCGCUAGGGUUUUCCGGUCUUCUUUUACCUAUUCCUUCCCGGUCUCGACCGGCCACAAAUUUAUCCGGCUUCACUUUAACCCGAGCACCUACGCCGGCCAAAACACCUCCCUCUCCUUCUUCUCCGUCACCGCCAACAACUUCACCUUGUUGAGCAAUUUCAGCGCUUUUCUCGCUUAUCUGUCUCGUGAACCAAGCUCCAAUGAAGUUUCCGUUCGGAAAGAAUUCAUCAUUAAUGUCCAAGGAAACCAGAAAAUUGAGCUCACCUUUACUCCCAGCCCAGGCUCGUCUGCGUUCGUCAACGGAAUUGAGAUUGUUUCACUUCCCGAUGAUCUCUACUUUCGACAAAGGCCGAUUAGACUUGUUGCCAUUAACAACCAACCGUAUGAGCUCUCAAACGACACUGCUCUGGAGACACUUUACAGGUUAAAUGUCGGCGGCCAAGAUGUUCCGAUCGGAGAUGAUAGCGGGCCUGUCAAAGGGAUGUUCCGCCGAUGGGUACCGGACAAUGAUUACCUUUAUGGAGGAAAUUUUGGUUACUGGCCUGCCGACGAGAGCCAUGCUAUAAACUAUUCCGACCAAACGCCGCCGUACACAGCCCCGAAAAUUGUGUACAGGACUUCGAGAGUGAUGGCAAAUCAUACCAAGAAUCUGAUGUGGACAUUUCCUGUUGAUUCUGGGUUUUAUUACCUCCUCAGGCUUCAUUUCUGCGAGAUUCAGCUGGAAGUCACCAAUCAGAACCAGAGAGUUUUCACUGUUCAGAUAAAUAAUCUGACGGCGGAAUACGAGGCUGACAUUAUCUUUUGGACCGGCGGCGUUGGAAAUCCGAUUUACAAAGACUACGUGACCUGGGUUGCCGACAAUGGCCGUCGUGGAAAGAUAGACUUGCCGCUCAAUCUCUUUCCUAAUAAUCAGGGAUCACCAGUGUAUUCCAGUGUUCUGUUGAAUGGCUUGGAGAUCUUUAAACUUAGCAACGACAAUCGGAGCCUUGCUGCACCAAAUCCCGAUCCUCCGCCGCCGCCACCUAUGACUACCGAUUUUCCUACAGGGAAGAAGGGAAAGGACAAAUCUUCUGUAAUUUACGCAGUGCUAGGAAGCGGGAUUGGCGUUUUGGUAGUAGUCGCAGCGGUGAGUUUUCUAAUUUUCCGUCGCCGGAAAAAAGUGAAAGUUGCAGGCAGUGAUAAGUCGUCGUGGAUGCCCCUCGGGACGGCGUCGAGGACCACCACACGCACUAGCGGAUCCGGCGUAUCUCUGCCGUCAGAUUUAUGCCGACAUUUCACACUCAACGAGAUCAUCGCCGCCACCGACAAUUUCGACGACAGUUUAAUGAUCGGAAAAGGAGGCUUCGGCAACGUGUACAAAGGCUUCAUCAACGACGGCGGCGCCCCCACCGUCGCCGUCAAACGCCUCAACGUCUCCUCCAACCAAGGCGCUCGCGAGUUCUUCACGGAGAUCGAAAUGUUGUCCAAACUCCGACACCUCCACUUAGUCUCCCUCAUCGGCUACUGCUACGACGGCGGCGAGAUGAUCCUCGUCUACGACUACAUGGCUCACGGCACUCUCCGCGACCACCUCUGCAAUCCCCAAAAUCCGCCAUUAAAAUGGAGCGACCGCCUCCAGAUCUGCCUCGGCGCCGCCAAAGGCCUCCAUUACCUCCACACCGGCGUCAAGCACGCCAUCAUCCACCGCGACGUCAAGACCACCAACAUCCUGCUCGACGAAAAAUGGGUGGCUAAAAUGUCAGACUUCGGCCUGUCCAAAGUCGGCCCGACCGACGCUGCCAACACACACGUCAGCACCGCCGUGAAAGGCAGCAUCGGCUACGUCGACCCGGAGUACUACAAAACCCAGCAGCUAACGGACAAGUCCGACGUCUACUCCUUCGGCGUCGUAUUAUUCGAAGUCCUAUGCGGUCGGCCGGCGCUGCUCCAGAACAUGCCGCGGGAUAAAAUGAACCUAGCGGAAUGGGCGAAAUCGAAUCACCGGCGAGGGACCGUCGAUCAGAUCGUUGAUCCCAAUCUGGAAGGGCAGAUCGCGCCGGAGUGCCUGAACAAUUUCGUGGAAACGGCGAUCGCGUGUCUUAAGGACAGAGGGUUCGAGCGGCCGACUAUGAGCGAUGUUGUCUGGAGCCUCGAGUUCACAUUGCAACUGCAAGAGGAGGCGGAGGAUGGCGCCGGCGGCGGCCAUGGCUUCGUCUCGCCAUCUUCGGAUUGCCCGUUGAUCAGGCAGCAGAAACAGAAAGACCCGAACAAUACUACCGACGACGAAGAACUAUUUUCCGGCACCAGCAGCAGCGCAAUGACGUGGUCGAAGAGCAGCGGUUUACCGUCGGGUGACAGCAGUGAAAAAAUGAACUCUAACGAUGUUUUUUCGGAAAUCAAGAACCCCACUAGCCGUUGAGGCUUUGGUGAAAAAUGCUACCGAUAAACUAUACUAUACAGGCUUGGUUUUAAUUUGGAUCUGAUCAUUUGAUUUGAGAUUCUGUAUAAUUUUGUUACAGAAAUUAUAAAUAUUUUGACUUUUUUAUUUGAAAUUAAAACUAAAUAAUUUGAUGUGAUUAUUUUUAAUGGUCAUCAUCCCUUACGGGAUUAUAAAAAUAAUAGUGCAAGUUUGUCUAUA
This is a messenger RNA of Andrographis paniculata, 3051 nucleotides long. RefSeq names its product receptor-like protein kinase FERONIA. The record is from RefSeq and is a predicted model, not a curated record. The transcript has a single exon. Gene Ontology annotation, biological process: protein phosphorylation. NCBI's taxonomy places the organism in Eukaryota, Viridiplantae, Streptophyta, Magnoliopsida, Lamiales, Acanthaceae. Gene Ontology annotation, molecular function: ATP binding; protein kinase activity. The coding region runs from base 172 to 2832 and encodes 886 amino acids.